AUGAAAUCACCGAUUGAUGAAACAGUGGAGAAAAUGUUGAGAAGUAAGUCCCAAGUUUUCAGGAAAAAAUUAAAUAAUUAUUUUUCAGUUCGAUGGUUAGUAUGUUUGGGAGCUCUGUUACCAGGUGCUGGAUGUUAUUUCGUCGUGGCCUAUACAUAUGUUUUUCAAUUCAAAAAAGUUUCCAAUUUUACAGAAUGUAAAGAAUGCCCAAAUUUGAACAUGUAAGAUAAUUUGAAUGAAGUUCUAUAGUCAUUCACAUCUCUGAUUACAGUACCCUUCCACCAGUUUCAUAUUCAAUCGGAGUUUGGGAACCUCAAAAGUUCAUAUGGCUUUUUAUAAUGUUUAUUCAUCUUCCUCCUCGAUUAUUUUUCCUUACUUUAUAUCGCCGACUAUUUCUUAGUUUUGCACCAAAAUCAGUUUGGUAUGGUAGAAUAACUUGGAUUUAUAUGCAAACACUUUGGCUUGAACCAAUGGGUUUGAUUAUUGUAUCAGUUGUUGAUAUUAAUGGGGGAUUUAGUGAGUUCUUUUUUGAAACAAAAAAUAUGUAAAAUUGAAGAUUUUCAGUAAUUCAUGCUCUUGGAUUUGCGAUUUGGAUAAUCACUUUUAAUUUAAAUAUGUUGUUGAAUAUUGUGUUACAUCAUUUUGGAGGAUUGCGAGAAACACAUGGAACUGUAAGUUUUUUUUUCGCACGAAACCCCGAAUUUCCAGACCAACAAUAGGCUCGAAAUACCCAAGUUUUUAAACAAAAUUCAACUUUCAAAAGUCCAAUUUUCCUCAAAAGUGAAAUAAUGAAUCCGGCAAGAAAUCUAGAAAAAAUCAAUCAUUCAUUUCAGAUGGAAAACACGUGGCGAUUGAAAAUUGCAAUCUUUUUGGUUGGAUAUAUUUGCGCAAUUUCAACUCCAAUAACUUAUCCAUAUUUUAUGGCAAAUUGUUCACCAUUUGGUUAGUUUGAUUUUUUUUUGAAAAUUGCAUCAGUUCUAUGAUAUAUUACUAUCACAAGAUUACUGUAUUUUUGUCGUGUUGCAGACAAGAUAAGUGCAAAAAAACAACAUGAUAUCUAUAUUUCUUAUCAACGCACUUUGGAUACAUACUAUUUUUGAAAAAUACAAAAUAAUAAAUAACCUUAUCAAUUUCAGCCUACAACCUAUUUUCGCUGACCGAAUUAAUUGAAGUUGGCUGUAAUUCGUUGUUUUAUGCAAUUGCUUAUUUCGAAUUUCCAAAAACUCGAAUAACAAUUGGAAUAAAAAGUGUUCAAAAAGAUCUCGAUCAGCUUGGAAAUCGAAAAGCUCCUCCACUUCCAACAAAACAAAUCAUGUCAAUCGCAUGA
Molecule: messenger RNA, 1327 nt
Organism: Caenorhabditis angaria
Lineage: Eukaryota; Metazoa; Nematoda; Chromadorea; Rhabditida; Rhabditidae
Source: the annotation of a GenBank genome assembly